Messenger RNA from Quercus robur (English oak), 1145 nucleotides. Its product is annotated as proteasome subunit beta type-1. Gene Ontology annotation, cellular component: proteasome core complex. The record is from RefSeq and is a predicted model, not a curated record. Bases 132 to 803 code for a protein of 223 amino acids. The transcript is spliced from 7 exons. NCBI's taxonomy places the organism in Eukaryota, Viridiplantae, Streptophyta, Magnoliopsida, Fagales, Fagaceae.
GGCAAAGACACCUGACGAUCUGAAGAUUAAAAAAGCUCGAUUCGAGCAAUUAGCCUUUAGUUCCUCCUCGCCCUAAGUUGAGUUCUUCAUCUCUCUCACUCUUCUCUGCUUCUUCAAAUUACCAAUCAACCAUGACCAAGCAACAAGCUAAUUGGUCUCCAUACGACAACAAUGGCGGAUCCUGCGUUGCGAUCGCCGGAGCCGAUUACUGUGUAAUCGCCGCCGAUACUCGCAUGUCCUCCGGUUACAAUAUUCUCACCCGCGAGUACUCCAAAAUCUGCAAAUUAGCAGACAAAGCUGUAAUGGCCUCUUCAGGUUUUCAAGCUGAUGUGAAUGCUUUACAGAAGCACUUGGCAGCCAGGCACUUGACCUAUCAGCACCAACACAACAAGCAGAUGAGCUGCCCUGCAAUGGCUCAGCUGCUCUCCAACACCCUCUACUAUAAACGUUUCUUUCCUUAUUAUGCCUUCAAUGUUUUAGGUGGUCUUGACAGUGAAGGCAAGGGUUGUGUCUUCACCUAUGAUGCUGUUGGUUCCUAUGAGAGAGUUGGAUAUUCUUCCCAAGGUUCUGGUUCCACGCUCAUCAUGCCCUUUCUGGAUAACCAGCUGAAGUCUCCCAGCCCUCUGUUAUUGCCAGCUCAGGAUGCUGUUACUCCACUUUCUGAAUCAGAAGCAGUUGAUUUGGUUAAAACUGUUUUUGCAUCUGCAACUGAGAGGGAUAUAUACACUGGAGACAAGCUUGAAAUUGUUGUUCUAAAUGCUGGAGGUAUUCAUCGUGAAUACAUGGAACUCAGGAAAGACUGAUUUCUGUACUGAACUGUCCUGCUGGUCUUUCCAAAGAAGAAUGCUGAAACUGUAUGAACUGGCCUUUGAGUAGAGAGUUCUCAUGACUCAUCAAUUAAGCUUUAGCUUUUCAACGACAAUUUGAUUAAUUGCAUUUCCUAGCGGAAUUGUUGCAGCUGUGAUGCCUCUUUUGGACACAAGUCUCCUGUACUAGACUAUGUUAAUAUUUAUAUUCAGUUUACUUUAUCCCAAGUUAGACGUUUAAGUCUGACACCAUGGGAAAAAGGAUGUGGUAAUGAUUUAUGAAUGAUGAAUCUCUUUAGUUUUCUGUUUGAGGAAAUAUUAAUUUCAUUUAUCUGCUUA